Messenger RNA from Peronospora farinosa, 459 nucleotides. The record is from the annotation of a GenBank genome assembly. NCBI's taxonomy places the organism in Eukaryota, Oomycota, Peronosporomycetes, Peronosporales, Peronosporaceae.
AUGGAGACGACUGCUGAUCAGCGCAAGUGCCACAACUGCGGCGAGUCCGGCCACAUUCGUCGUGACUGUUCUGAGGCUCCCUCGCAAGAGAGCGGCCCUGGUGGCUACAACAGUGGGGGUGCUGCCUGUUUUGGCUGCGGAAAAUCUGGUCACCUGAAGCGUGACUGCCCUACGAGCGCCGGUGGCCGUGCCUGCCACAACUGCGGCCAAGUGGGCCACAUCCGUCGCGAUUGCGCUGAAGAUGUGCAGCCACCGAAAUGCCAUAACUGCGGUGAGUCGGGUCAUCUCCGUCGUGACUGUGCACAGGAGCUGCGUGAGUCACGCAAGUGCCACCACUGCGGCCAAAGUGGUCAUCUCCGUCGUGACUGCCCUGAUGAUAACGGUCCUAACGAGGACAAAUGCUACCAGUGUGGUGAGGCUGGUCAUUGGGCCCGAAACUGUCAUGGCGUUACUGCAUAA